Messenger RNA from Symbiodinium sp. CCMP2456, 726 nucleotides. The record is from the annotation of a GenBank genome assembly. NCBI's taxonomy places the organism in Eukaryota, Dinophyceae, Suessiales, Symbiodiniaceae.
AUGGCCACCGAGGAGAAGAUCGAGAAGAUCGAAGAAGCCUUCAUCUCUCAGCCCUUGACUCCGACCGCGAUGGUGUUGGACUUGGGAUGCACGAGAGCAAUGGCUUCCCGAGUGGCCGCACAGGACUUGAUGAAGUUCUGUGAUGAACAUCCAGACUGUGGCAUUUGGUACACCAUUGCUGAGACCACGUCUCAGUUCACCUUUGCCAACUCCGAGUCGACCAAGUGCAACCAGAAGCUCGUGGUUUGCAUGCUCGACCGGGAGUAUGCCGUUCAGUCUACAGAGUUUGACAUCGUCGAGCAGGGACAUGUACCGAUUCUCAUGUCUCUUCCUCAGAUGCGCAAUCUAAGUCGCAUGAUGUGGAAUGUCCGAUUUGACAAGCACAAGAAGUCGAGCUUCCUCACCUACUUCUCCCACUACGAGUAUGGUUUUCACCAGAAGAACACGGGAAGCUCUUCACAGGAAGAGGCACCCGAAAACCUCGUUUUGGUGGCAGAUGAUGAGUGGGUGAUCAAUGAAGCUGACAUGGAAUUGAUCCGCAUCCACAAGAGAGUGAGGACAGUCUUCAAGAUUUUGCCUGGUGGUGUCGAGUCUAGGAAAACCAGGAGCAGCCGGAAGCUUUCCUUUGGGAAAGGAACAGGUAAAGAGGAGAGUACGCGCGAAGGGACGCGGUCCACAGGGACCGGCACCCAUUUCGUCGGCUCCUCCUCCAGCUCCUGCAGAUGA